This is a messenger RNA of Synchiropus splendidus (mandarinfish), 1358 nucleotides long. RefSeq lists its product as uncharacterized. The coding region runs from base 59 to 1099 and encodes 346 amino acids. Lineage: Eukaryota; Metazoa; Chordata; Actinopteri; Syngnathiformes; Callionymidae. The record is from RefSeq and is a predicted model, not a curated record. Gene Ontology annotation, biological process: cellular response to lipopolysaccharide; regulation of transcription by RNA polymerase II. The transcript is spliced from 7 exons.
UUGUGACGGUGCGGCGUGAACCUUCCGGACUCCAGACGUGUUUUGGUCGUGAUCAGUCAUGGAUGAGGAGCUGCUGUCUCUGACAUCUUCAUCAUCGUCGGCAGAAGAGGCUGCCAAACCGAAAGAUUUGUCUCCGGAAGAUGACAGCCGCCUCCCACAAAGCCCACAGGGAGACAAGGCAGCCGAAGACUUAUGUCUGGUGAAGGAGAGCCUUCUGCCGGUGGAGGAGCAGCACUCCGUGAUCACCGACAGCAUGACAGUCACCUCCACGGACCAGGAGAAGCUGCUCCUGCUCAACAGGAACACGGAGCUGCGUCGAGUCAACAGAGAGCUGAUGAAGCUCAACGAGGACUGGGACAGUGUGUACCGAAGUGCCACGCAGGGGCUUCAGAAGCAGCUCCGGAGUCUGGAGCUGGAGAACAGCGCAGUCAAACACCUGACCGGACGUCUGCUCCUCAAGGCGGAGCAGCAGCAGGCUGCAAAGGACUAUUUCGAGCGCGAGUUGAUUCAAGAGAUGAAGAAGAAUCAGGAGCUCCAGAGUCACAUCCAGCUGCUGGAGAGCCGCCUGCACCGGGUGGACGACAGCGAAGCCACGACACAGGGCGACGGCAGUGCCGGCAUGUACGGCACCAGCCUGCGGCUCCCCCCCGGCCCUGAGCCGCCCUCCAGUCAGCCAGGCACAGGAAGCAGCCCCUGCAGCCACAUAGAUGCCCAGCAGGAGGUGAAGGAACUGACGGAGCAGCUGGAGGCUCUACGACAUCAGGUGAAGAUCUACGAGGCUGAAUAUCAGUGUGAGCACAAGACACACAAGCAAACCAAACAGGAGAACCAGAGACUGAGGAGGAAGCGAGAAGAGAUGGGCCAGCAGGUGGCACUGUUGCGAGAGCAGUUGAAGAUCUACGAGGAUGACUUCUACAGGGAGCGCUCUGACAAACAGGUGCUGCAAAGGCUGCUGAUGAAAAAAGCCCCGACCAAGGAGGCGGUGCUGGUUCACCGCUGCAACAAUGCGGAGCAGCCGUAUGAGCGGCAGAAGGCGGAGCACUCACACAGGAAAGGAGGCCAGGUAGCAGCUAGGCUGCCUAACUCGGAGUCCAACUGAGAAGCAACACAUCUUUAUCUGUAAUGUCAAGGCCCUCUGUCGCUGCUGCAGCGCGAGGACUUCAUGACAAACGUCUGCAGUUUUGAUGAGUUUUAAGAUGUUUGAUUCCAGUCGAGUCCAAUAGGACGUCUGGUGGAGCAGUGGUGAGGUUAUGGCAACCUGAUCCUCUUUCUGUCGUAUUUAUUUGUGCCGAUUGUGUUUAUUUAUGUUUCAUGAAAUUCUUUUUACGUUGCUUUUUGUCACACAAUAAAAGUUUCUU